AUGGCAAUGGAAGGAAAGGCUGAGUUCGAUAGUUCAGAGAUAGAGUAUGUGAGCUAUAACGGGGAGCAUCACCUGCCAUUGAUUAUGAAUCUGGUUGACCAGGAGCUGAGUGAACCCUAUUCCAUUUUCACUUAUCGCUACUUUGUCUAUCUAUGGCCCCAACUCUCUUUCCUAGCAUUUCACAAGGGAAAAUGCGUAGGUACUGUAGUGUGCAAGAUGGGAGAUCAUCGAAAUACUUUCAGAGGUUACAUCGCUAUGCUUGUCGUUCUGAAUUCUUACAGAGGCAGAGGUAUUGCUACAGAACUUGUUACCAGAUCAAUUAAAGUGAUGAUGGAAUCAGGUUGUGAAGAGGUAACUCUAGAAGCAGAAGUUACAAAUAAAGGAGCCCUUGCAUUAUACAGCCGUCUUGGAUUUAUCAGAGCGAAGAGGCUUUUCCGGUAUUAUUUGAAUGGAGUAGAUGCUUUUCGACUAAAGUUGCUAUUUCCUCGCCUGGAACCAGACUUCCCAACAGGGAAUGAGAGCCAUAGGCUUGCUGAUGGCAUACAGCCUGAAGAAAAUUCUGUGCUCCAAAACAGCUUGUAA
Molecule: messenger RNA, 582 nt
Organism: Fraxinus pennsylvanica
Lineage: Eukaryota; Viridiplantae; Streptophyta; Magnoliopsida; Lamiales; Oleaceae
Source: the annotation of a GenBank genome assembly